AUCUUGAAAGUGAGGCUAGCCGCCAUAUUUGUUGUCUCCACGUCAGCUUGGGCAACUGAGUGGCAUUCAAAUAAAAAUGUUUUGAACUUUUUCUGCAUGGAUGAAUGGAGGUGAGUGAUUGCGUGGAGGUUAUUUUUACUCAAGCUACGUGCUAAACGCCGAUCAAGAUGUGCAACAGGAGAAACAAACCGAUUUGUCAAGGAGCUAUUCUGCUCGCUCUCGUUGGAGGUUUGGGGUACACAAUGUAUUUGUAUAGCAAUAUUUCAAUGGAUUUAGAGAUUUCCAGAUCAGAGACCGACAAGUAUUUCAAGCAGCAGGAGUCUUUAUCUUCCCAGCUUCAAGUUGUUUAUGAACACCGCGCUCGGCUGGAGAGGUCACUACAGAAGGAGAAGACAGAUCACAAAAAUACAAAGCUGGAUUUUUCCAGAAAGCUAAAUGAUUUUAUGUUGAAUAUAACACGUUCCAAGCAUGAAGCCAUGAACAGGUUCAAUUCACUAGAGACCCAGUAUAAUAUGCUUAAGGCCCAGAAUAAAGAGCUAGAUACAGAUUAUAACCGUCUUCGACAGCAGCACACUCGCCUUAGCUCAGAGCACAGUCAGUUGAAUAGUGAACUAAAGAGAAAUUUUCAGCUUUACAAAGAACAGAAGACCAAUGAAAUAGCAUCACUUGAUGAGGAAAUCAAAACACUGAAACAACAGGUAGUCCAGCUAAGAACACAUCUCAAAUCUAAGGCAGAUGAGGUUGAACAGCACAAGUCUUCCAGCUCUCGGGCAUCAGCAGUAAAUCAGCAAUACCAAGAAACAAUCAGAACUCUGCAGGAACAACUUACAUUCUAUAAGGAGAAGCUCAAAAAGGCGCAGCUCAAUAGGGAUCAAGCAAUCAAAGGUGUAAAACAAGAUGAGGGCAAAACAACCGCAAGCAGACGACAAGCUGGAAAUUCGUUGGACUCCAAUAAAGUGGGGGUUGAUGACCAAGAAGAAAAGCAAAACUCACAGCAAGAAAAAGGACUUCAUCCAGGUGUUGGUAGAAGUGACAAUAGGCAUGCUGUAAAAGAUACACCUCAGGAACGCUAUCAUGGCCAGCGAUAUGUACCCACCACUGCCUCAAUAGUUACUGAUUCUGAUCAAGAUGAUAAGAGCAGACAAGCUGAUGAGAAUAAUAACGGGAACAAACAAGAUAUUUAUGACCAUGGCUACUCAGAUCAAAGACGUGACAGUGAUUCAAACAGAGAAGAAAGCAAAAGAAAUGAGAAUUCACAGAGAGAAAACGAGCAAAGAAAUGUUCCUUUGAGAGACAGCAGUGAAAAUAGACGACUCGAGGACCGGGACACUGGAAUCCAAGUUGUCUCACCAACUGAGAACAGUACAAGCAAGUGGGCAAAUAUUAUUAAGGCCGCUCAGCAAGGUAAUGCACCCGAGGAAGGAAGAAAAGAAGACCAUGACAAAGGCGAAGAAGAACAAGGAGAAGAAGGGAAUAGGGGUAAAAGAAGCAAGAGAUCGGUUGAUAACUACAUGCAGGAGGUAACCGAGCCUUCUCGACUGCAGCAGAGAGACAUGCAGAGCUACAACCAGAAACAACCUGGCGGGGAGGAGAUGGGAAUGGAUAAAUGGAAUGAUAGACCUCUGGCUCAGAGACCAGGAAACAGUGAUGUCAGACUACAGGAACCGCAAGAACAGUAUCAACGCAGGGAUCCAGACAAUCAACAGCGAGAGACCAUCGACAAGGAUGAAGAGGAGGAUCAUGAUGAACAAGAUAGUGACUUAUCACGCAAGAAUAUCAACAAACAAAUGGCUGAAAUGCAAGAAAACUACAAUGAAAAGCUAACAAAAGAACAACAACAAGAACAACAGGAAAUGCAGAUUCUUCCUCAGGAACAAAAUAGUGAUGCAAGAGGGAGGUCAGUGUACAAGCAUGUGGCUCCUAUACCUGCUGUGCAGAGACAAGACACUGCAGACCAGCAAUCAGAUGCUGAUAAUGACGAUGAAGAUGCUGAUACUGAACAAGACACUGAGGAAGAUCCUGAUGACGCUGAUGAAGAUGACAUCUUGGAGCCUCGAGAUUCACCACAAGAACAACAAGAACAACAACAACAGCAGCAGCGUCACCGGCUGCCUCCGCCAGAUCUCAGGCCAGUGCAGGCUCAGAGACAGCCUCGUGAGGGAAGAACCUUUGACAGAGCAUUGAAAUCUGCUAAUUCUAACAUUAAUUAUAGACUAAACGAGUGAUAAGAACCAGAAAAUUAAUUUAUUUUUAGGAAGGGUUAAGUAUUCCUUACCUAGGCACGCCCUCUAUUGAUCUAAUAGUGACAGGAACGGCAAAAGAAAAAUCCACAACACAAUAUCAUCAAUUUCACUUAAGGGGUUCGCCUCUGCUGAUCUUGUAAGCCGGUGUUGACAGAAAAGAAAGAUCGGUUUAAUCCUUGUGGAAUUCUAGAGUUUAACUUUUUGGAAAGACUAUGCAAGUGUGUAUAUGUUAAUCAUCGUACAGGCACUUUCAGUAUCUUGUUGUACAAGAUGAGCAAAACAUACUUUUAAUAAUGUGACCUGGACGUAAGUCAUCUUCGCGAGUUUCUCCUUACAGUUUAUCUUGCACGCCUCAGUAAACGCAUUCGCGUUCAACUCAACCCCAACUAGGGAUCUAACUACUGUAUCAUCGUACACGUGAAAUAUCCGUAAGAAUUCACAUACUGCUAUGGCGUUUCCUUUGGAGGCCCAGUGCUGGACUCCGCAUCAAGCGGGCCCUGGCCGGGGUCAUAGCUUUCUGUUCUUGGGCAUGACACUGGGGGAGUGGGGAUGGGGAGGGAAUGUAGAAAUGGACCACUAAGCUCGAACUCAGAGUUUUACCUUACCUGCUGUAUUGUGCAAAGGAAAAUUACAGAAAGUGGUAAAAUAGGAAUUUUGACGGUAUCCUGAGCUCUGAAAUAGUUACCAAUAUUCUACAGGGAUGGUGCGAACUUCAUAGUUGUAAAAUAGUAAUGGUUGUUAGAUAGAGCUUUCUGCCUUAAAGCGUUACUCUGCGAUUCCUUAAAGGAGCGAUGCGUGAUGACAGAAAAGGCGAGAUGUUUCAAUAAUCCUUUGACCAUGGCUCAUUAGAUGUCCUUAGGAAUAAAGAAAUUACUGUUAGUUUACUCAACGCAACGGUUUGUAACGAUAAACUCAAACGUGUCGAUAUAUUUAUUGCUAAGGAGAAGCUGGAAUUAAUACUGCGUGUUUAACAUGUAGGUAGAUUAUAGCAAGUGUCUGGUUCGGUAAUCGUACGAAUCGGGGGUAGCUUUAUUUCAUAAAUUAAUACAUUUAGUAUAGUACCACCGAAUUUAUACUGAGAUAGCGAGGUAAUAUGUAGUAAAGCGAGAAUAAAGGCUUUUACCAUUUUAUUUCUA
Messenger RNA from Orbicella faveolata, 3379 nucleotides. RefSeq lists its product as uncharacterized. The record is from RefSeq and is a predicted model, not a curated record. Lineage: Eukaryota; Metazoa; Cnidaria; Anthozoa; Scleractinia; Merulinidae. Gene Ontology annotation, cellular component: Golgi apparatus; Golgi membrane.